Octodon degus (degu) is the source of this 654-nucleotide messenger RNA. It is a transcript of the gene Cst8, whose product is annotated as cystatin 8. Gene Ontology annotation, cellular component: cell surface; cytoplasm; extracellular region. The transcript is spliced from 4 exons. The coding region runs from base 197 to 625 and encodes 142 amino acids. The record is from RefSeq and is a predicted model, not a curated record. NCBI's taxonomy places the organism in Eukaryota, Metazoa, Chordata, Mammalia, Rodentia, Octodontidae. Gene Ontology annotation, molecular function: cysteine-type endopeptidase inhibitor activity.
GGGCCAGGGUUGUGGCAUGAACUGAGUGUGCUGGGGACCGGAGAAGCACAGGCCAUUGGCUGGAGCCCAGCUCACGUGAAAACCAGGCCCGUGGCAGGACAGCUGACUCAGGCUAAUUCUCCAUAGCAGAGUAGCAGGAGCAGCCACCCAGCCACAGUGCCAGCCCAGGGACAAGGCAGUGCUGGGCUCAGAGACCAUGACCAGACCCUGCGGGCUGUCUGCACUCCUCCUCACCAUCUUGGUGGCCCUGGUGGCCAGCAUGGACAUACACAGUAAUGUGCUGAAGGUUUUGAGACCUUUCAAAACCAUCGAGUUCUCAGAUGGAAACAUGAGACAGUGUCUGUGGUUUGCCAUGAAGGAAUUCAACAAAGAGAGUGAGGACAAGUACAUCUUUCUGGUGAGCCAGAUCCUGCAGGCCCAGAUGCAGCUCACAGACCGUGUAGAGUACAUGAUUGAAGUCGAAAUUGCCCGCAGCAGCUGUAGAAAGCCUCUAACCAACAGGGAGAACUGCAUCAUUCAAGAAAACUCCAAACUGGAAAAGAGAAUGACUUGCAUCUUUCUGGUGGGAGCGCUUCCCUGGAAUGGCGAUUUCUCACUGUUGAAGAAGGACUGCUCAGAUGUCUAAGGGUGGUCUGCAGAGUGGACAGCACCCAG